CUCAAAAGCCGCCGUUAAAAUAAAAGGCCCAAAUAAAUUACCAUAAACCUACUCUAUCUCCUCCGUCGGCUCCUUCCUCCAGCCGCCCAUGGAACGCGAACAGAACCAGACCGUCUCCGCCAGAAAAAGCUUAAAGCGGAAGCUCGAUCAAGAUUUCCAAGAAGAACUGGACCAACAAUCCUCCGAUCGCAAGAUCUCCUCCGUCGCACCCCACGAUGCUCACCAAGACCUGCUCCGUGAGGUCCGAUCUCUCAUCGGAAUCCUUGGUUCAGCCGACUCCGACCGUGCCGCAUCCAAACGCGCCACCCACGCGCUCUGCGAACUCGCCAAGAAUGAGGAAAUUGUAAAUGUUAUUGUGGAUUGUGGAGCUGUGCCAGUUCUUGUUAAGCAUCUCCAGACAUCGCUGCUGUCGCCGGGUAGAGGUGUUGAGGGUGCACCAAGGCCGUACGAGCAUGAAGUGGAGAGAAAUGGUGCUUUUGCGAUUGGGCUUCUUGCUGUUAAGCCUGAGUAUCAGCAGCUAAUAGUUGAUGCUGGAGCUAUAUCACACCUGGUGGAUCUGUUAAAGAGGCAUAGAAAUGAUGCUAACUCUAGAGCAGUUAGCGGUGUCAUCCGGAGGGCAGCUGAUGCCAUCACUAAUCUUGCUCAUGAAAAUAGCAGCAUCAAAACCCGUGUCAGGAUUGAAGGUGGCAUACCUCCUCUUGUCGAGCUGCUCGAGUUUUCUGAUGCAAAGGUGCAGAGAGCAGCUGCUGCAGCCCUGCGUACCCUUGCAUUUAAGAAUGAUGACAACAAAAACCAGAUUGUAGAGUGUAAUGCAUUACCUACCCUUAUACUAAUGCUUUGGUCUGAAGAUGCUACAAUACAUUAUGAAGCGGUUGGUGUAAUUGGAAAUCUGGUUCACUCAUCCCCAAACAUUAAGAAGGAGGUUCUCUUCGCUGGUGCUUUGCAACCUGUUAUUGGACUACUCAGGUCUUGCUGCUCAGAGAGCCAAAGAGAAGCAGCUUUAUUACUUGGUCAAUUUGCAGCUGCUGAUUCAGAGUGCAAGGUUCAUAUUGUACAAAGAGGAGCUGUGCAGCCGCUAAUUGAGAUGCUUCAGUCUUCAGAUUCUCAAGUUAAGGAGAUGUCGGCCUUUGCUCUAGGGAGGUUGGCUCAGGAUACGCACAAUCAAGCUGGCAUUGCUCAUAAUGGGGGUAUAGUGCCUCUGCUUAAGCUUCUUGAUUCAAAAAAUGGAUCUCUGCAACACAAUGCUGCGUUUGCUUUAUAUGGUCUUGCAGAUAAUGAGGAUAAUGUUGCAGAGUUUUUUAAGGCUGGUGGAUUUCAAAAACUCCAAGAUGGAGAAUUCAUGGUUCAACCAACUAAAGAUUGUGUAGCAAAGACGUUAAAAAGAUUAGAGGAAAAGAUUCAUGGACGGGUAUUAAACCACCUAAUUUAUCUACUACGGGUUGCGGAUAGAACAAUCCAAAGACGAGUGGCCUUAGCUCUUGCCCAUCUUUGUGCCCCUGAUGACCGAAAGACUAUUUUCAUCGAUAACAAUGGCUUAGACUUGCUAUUAGGGCUUCUUGAGUCUGCGAUCCUGAAGCAACAACGUGAUGGGUCUUUGGCCUUGCACAAGUUGGCUACAAAAUCUACCUCUCUUUCGCCUGUGGAUGCAGCGCCACUAUCACCAACCCCACAGGUGUAUUUGGGUGAACAAUAUGUUAAUAACCCCACCCUUUCUGAUGUCACCUUCUUAGUUGAAGGUAAACGAUUUUAUGCUCAUAGAAUAUGUCUGCUUGCUUCUUCUGAUACAUUUCGCGCAAUGUUUGAUGGUGGUUAUAGGGAGAGGGAUGCUAAAGAUAUAGAAAUUCCAAACAUUAAAUGGGAUGUUUUUGAGUUGAUGAUGAGAUUCAUAUACACAGGAUCUGUAAAUGUCGAUUUAGAUAUUGCUCAGGAUGUACUCAGAGCUGCAGAUCAGUAUCUUUUGGAUGGUCUGAAACGUCUCUGCGAAUAUACCAUUGCUCAGGAUAUAUAUGUAGAUAAUGUUUCCCUCAUGUACGACCUAUCAGAGGCCUUCAACGCUUCGUCAUUAAGACAAGCUUGCAUUGUUUUCAUCUUGGAGCAGUUCGACAAACUGAGCAUCAAGCCAUGGUACUCUCGUUUGAUUCAACUCAUCAUACCAGAGAUACGGAGUUCCUUCACCAAAGCACUUACAAAACCUGCCCAAACUGAUGUAUGGCAGGACUAGAAGGCCAAUCAGCAAUUUUGAUCUUUGACUGAAAAAAUACAACGGAGGACAAAAUGCACAUAAGAUUAGAUUGUACAUAGAUUAGAUAUGAAAACUAUCUUAAUCAAUGCUCUACUUGAUACAGUGAACCCAUCUCUUUUAGUCGUUCGCGUGGUUGUGAAGAUAGAUGAGAUGUGAUUUUUUGUAUUGACUAUUGAUCAUUGAGAAAAGAAAAACAAAAGUUGAAAUGCCACUAGUAGUUUAUUGAAACAAAGAAAUGAGAUUUUAGUCUUUUAGCUAUAA
Molecule: messenger RNA, 2503 nt
Organism: Humulus lupulus (European hop)
Lineage: Eukaryota; Viridiplantae; Streptophyta; Magnoliopsida; Rosales; Cannabaceae
Product: ARM REPEAT PROTEIN INTERACTING WITH ABF2-like
Exons: 19
Coding region: 89-2221 (710 amino acids)
Molecular function (GO): protein binding
Source: RefSeq, a predicted model, not a curated record